Messenger RNA from Penicillium olsonii, 1629 nucleotides. Lineage: Eukaryota; Fungi; Ascomycota; Eurotiomycetes; Eurotiales; Aspergillaceae. The record is from the annotation of a GenBank genome assembly.
AUGUGGACGUCCACCUGCGGAUUGAGCGGGCGGCCGCUCAGAUUGUACAUCACUUUCACCGCUGUCAUCGGUUUCUCCCUCUUCGGUUACAACCAGGGUAUGAUGGCUGGUAUUCUGAACGGUAAAGAGUUCGUCAAGACCUUCCCCAUUCUGCGAAUGCCCACCGAGCCCACCGCUUCGGAAGAGCACUACAUCAACGUCAUUCGCGGUGGUGUCACUUCUUGCUACGAAAUUGGCUGCUUCUUCGGUGCCCUAUUCUCCAUGUUCUACGGUGACAGACUCGGUCGUACCCGUCUGAUCGCCAUGGGUGCCAGUAUUCUGAUUAUCGGUGCCCUCAUCACCACCGUUUGCUUCAGGGCCCACUGGGAGGUCGGCCAGUUCGUCAUUGGUCGUGUUGUGUCGGGUAUUGGUAACGGAAUGAACACUGCUACUAUCCCCGUCUGGCAAUCCGAGUGCUCUGGCGCUCACAACCGUGGAUUCCUCGUCUGCUUCGAGGGUGCCAUGAUUGCCGGUGGUACCUUCAUUGCCUACUGGGUUGUGUUUGGUCUGUCUCACGUUGCCGACAGUGUGCAGUGGCGAUUCCCCAUUGCGCUCCAAAUCUUCUUCGCUAUCAUCGUGCUUGUCGGUGCUCUGCUUCUCCCGGAUUCGCCAUCGUGGUUUGUGAAGAGAGGAUUGGAUAACGAAGCUUGCCAGGUUCUUGGAAAGCUCAAGGGUGCCUCUUCCGACUCCGACCAGGUCCUUUACGAGUUCAACUUCCUCAAGGCUGAUGUCGAAGCCUCCAACCGAUCCCAGGCCGGCUGGAAGACCGUCUUCACCGGAGGCAAGACCCAGGAGUUCCAGCGUAUGAUCAUUGGUUGCUCUGGCCAGUUCUUCCAACAGUUCACCGGUUGCAACGCCGCUAUUUACUACUCUACUCUGCUCUUCCAGGAGAACCUUCACAUGGGUGAAUACCUGUCUCUGAUCAUGGGCGGUGUGUUCGCUACUGUCUACGCUAUUGCAACAAUUCCUUCCUUCUUCAUGAUUGAGAAGGUCGGUCGUCGCAACCUAUACUUGAUUGGAUUCUUGGGCCAGGGUCUUUCUUUCGUUAUCACAUUCGCUUGUUUGAUCGAGCAGAACACCGAGAAUGCCAAGGGAGCUGCCGUCGGUAUCUUCCUCUUCAUUACCUUCUUCGCGUUCACUAUCCUGCCUCUGCCCUGGAUCUACCCCCCGGAAAUCAACCCUCUCCGCACCCGUACCAUCGGUGCCUCCGCUUCGACUUGUACCAACUGGGUCUGCAACUUCGCCGUCGUCAUGUUCACUCCCCUCUUCGCCGGACAGAGCCCAUGGGGUGUCUACCUCUUCUUCGCUCUCUUCAACUUCAUCGGUGCCAUCUUCGGUUUCUUCUUCUACGUUGAGACCGCCGGUCGUGAGCUUGAAGAAAUUGAUAUCAUCUACGCCAAGGCUCACGUCGAAGGCAAGAUGGCUUGGAGAGUCGCCAACACCCUCCCCAAGCUCACCUUUGAGCAGAUUGCUGAGCAGUCUCGCCAGCUGGGUUUGGAUAACAUCGACCACACUACUCAGGAGGACAAGAAUGAGCUUGGACUCAGCAGUGACAGCGGCCAUGAGGUCGAGGAGGUUCGCGAGAAAUGA